This is a messenger RNA of Diospyros lotus (date-plum), 1566 nucleotides long. RefSeq names its product senescence/dehydration-associated protein At4g35985, chloroplastic-like. Gene Ontology annotation, cellular component: plasma membrane. Lineage: Eukaryota; Viridiplantae; Streptophyta; Magnoliopsida; Ericales; Ebenaceae. Bases 144 to 1343 code for a protein of 399 amino acids. The record is from RefSeq and is a predicted model, not a curated record. The transcript has 5 exons.
UUACGAGAAAAAUGGAAUCCAUCGCAGAACAACUUGCCCUGUAAACCAUCUCCUUCUCUUCUUCUUCACAUUCUCUUUAUCCUACCGUUCUUUUCCUUUCAUUUCCUUUCCUUUCUGCCAAACAACAACAGAACAGAGAAGAGAUGAACUGUUUCAGGCCUAAGGGGUCCAAAACUCCCCAAGCUCCCACCAAAGAAGAAAACCCAGAAUCCAGGAACGUAAAACAUGAAGUUCUUCUAACCGUUCCCGGAUGCAAAGUUCAUCUGAUGGAAGAAGGGGAAGCUCUGGAACUUGCCAAUGGCUGCUUCACAGUCCUUCGAUUGUCGGACGAAAACGUCGAGCUCGCCACCAUCAUCAAUGUUGGCGAAGAUCUUCAAUGGCCAUUGACGAAAGAUGAACCAGUGGUGAAGCUUGAUGCUCUGCACUACCUGUUUUCGCUGCCCAUUGGAGAUGGUGAAGCUUUGAGCUAUGGCGUGGAGUUCCAUGAAGAAGGUGGCGGCUUGGGUCUGCUGGAUUCGUUUCUCAGGGAAAAUUCAUGCUUUUCUUGUUCGUCUUCGAGUGGUCAGAGUAAGGAUUUAAACUGGAAGGAGUUUGCGCCGGCGGUUGAAGAUUACAACAAUUUUUUGGCCAAGGCGAUUGCCGGGGGAACUGGCAAGAUUGUCAAGGGCAUCUUCAAAUGCAGCAAUGCUUACACCAACCAGGUGCAAAAGGGAGGAGAAGUGAUCCUAACUCAAGCAGUAGAGCACAAAAGCAGCAUCCCGGCAAGAGAGAGAAAGAGCAACAAAGACGUUGGCUCCACGAAGAAGAGUGGAGCCAAUAAAAGCCUGAAACGUGUGAGAAAGCUGUCCAGGAUGACACAAAAGAUGAGCAAGAAAAUGCUUGAUGGUGUUGGGAUUGCCACCGGGUCGGUGAUGGCGCCGGUGGUUCGGUCCCAGGCCGGAAAGGCAUUCCUGGCCAUGGUUCCCGGGGAGAUCCUUUUGGCUUCGCUGGAUGCUGUCAAUAAAGUCAUGGAUGCAGCUGAAGCUGCUGAAAAACAGGCUUUCUCGGCCACCUCUGCCGCCGCCACCCGAAUGGUUUCUCAAAGUUUUCAAGAUUUUGGAAACCAAUACAGAAAACUGAGAAGGGUCCCAAAGUUGUUCUUCUUGUUGUUGUUGAUGUUGAUGUGCUUGCUGGUGAGCAGGUUUGGAGAAAGUGCAGGAGAGGCAACGCAAGAUGCGCUUGCAACUGCAGGACACUGCGCAGGCACUGCUUGGAAUAUAUUCAAGAUAAGAAAGGCCAUCAAUCCUGCAUCGUCUGUGUCUUCUGGAGUUCUAAAGAAUGCAAGAAGUUAUAGGAAACCUUAAAAUCCUAUCGAAUCUCAGUUUAAUUGUGGAUCAAACUUGAAGAGUGUGACAGGAAGAGGGAGAGAUUUGUUUAAUUGUUGGGUUAUGAACAAAGCUUCUGCAUCAUUUAAAGAUGAAUGAAUGUGAUGACAAAUAGAAGGCUAAGCAAAUCAUGAAUUUUGGGUGAGCCAUAUCUUGAACCAAUUGAUUUUAGGAUGCUUUAGAAUUAAUGCAAGUUUAGAUG